This is a messenger RNA of Falco peregrinus (peregrine falcon), 4048 nucleotides long. RefSeq names its product DAB adaptor protein 2 (gene DAB2). NCBI's taxonomy places the organism in Eukaryota, Metazoa, Chordata, Aves, Falconiformes, Falconidae. The coding region runs from base 426 to 2585 and encodes 719 amino acids. Gene Ontology annotation, biological process: positive regulation of endocytosis; receptor-mediated endocytosis; negative regulation of canonical Wnt signaling pathway. Gene Ontology annotation, cellular component: plasma membrane. The transcript has 13 exons. The record is from RefSeq and is a predicted model, not a curated record.
CCGGGCCCGUUGCUGCCUCGGGAGCUGUAAUACCCGUGCGCCGCAGACCGCGGCCCCUCCCGGUGCCCUCCGGGGGCCCCCACCCCCUGCAGAGAGGGGCGGCCCGCGCCCCUGCCCCCCGCCCCCGCCGCGGGGGCUCAAGCGGCGGCUCGCAAGGGGUUAAAGCUUGUGAGCAGCAACUCGUUGAGGAGGAGUAGCCAAGGCCAAGCAGCAAAAACAUCACGGCGCAUUCCUGGGUAGCUCUCAUCUGCCAGCAUCUGAUUAAAACCGUAUCUCUCGCUGUGAGUGGCUAACUAAUCCGAAGGCGAGAGUACAACCGAGUAUUUAAGCGGGCCCCCGGCUCCAGCUAGGCCGUGGUUCCAGCAGAUCAUGCACAGGGCUCUACGGCUCUUGUCUCAAGCAUAGCUGACCAUCAUCUGAUCACCAUGGCUAGUGAAGCCGAAACGGCUGCUAUUAACAGCCAGCCUGAGGAACCAGCUUCACCAAAAGCACAACCUUUGAAGAAAGAAAAAAAGAAAGGGCUACAAAAGACAGAUGAAUCUCUUUUGGCCAGAUUCAAAGGUGAUGGUGUAAGAUACAAAGCUAAACUGAUUGGCUUUGAUGAUGUCCCAGAAGCAAGAGGAGACAAAAUGAGUCAAGAAUCAAUGAUGAAGCUGAAGGAAAUGGCAGUGGCAGCCCGUUCCCAGGGUCAACACAAACAGAAGAUAUGGGUGAACAUCUCCCUCUGUGGUAUCAAGAUAAUAGAUGAGAAAACUGGGGUCAUAGAACAUGAGCAUCCGGUAAACAAAAUCUCCUUUAUUGCUCGGGAUGUAACAGACAAUCGUGCCUUUGGCUAUAUAUGUGGAGGAGAAGGCCAACACCAAUUUUUUGCCAUAAAAACAGCCCAACAGGCUGAGCCUCUAGUUGUGGAUCUUAAGGACCUUUUCCAACUAAUUUAUAAUAUGAAGAAGAAGGAAGAUGAAAACAACCAAAAGGGAGCUGACAAGAUGAACUUGUUUGAGGAUACGUCAACAUCUCCUGAUAUGAGCAGUCUCACAGAAGAUAAAGAGAUUCUGUUAGUGGAUCUGAAUUCUGAAAUUGAGACCAAACAGAUUUUUACACAAGAGGAUUUCUUCCUGAAUGCCAUCACAACUUCUUCUCCACAACGAAAGCCACAGUCAAUCUUCUUCUCUGAGAGUUCUUCUUUAUCUACCAGUCUCAGCUUCUUUCCCACACCUAGUUCAGACCCUUUCAGUGAUGAUCCUUUUGAACAAAAUGACCUGUCUGCACAGCUGUCUCCUGACACUCUAAGAUCUGCUGAUCAGAUGGAGGAAAGUCUGAGUACCUCGACACCGGUGGGUAAUAGUGCUUCAAAUGGUGAUAUUGAUUACUUUGGUAAACAGUUUGACCAGAUUUCUAGUAGAACUGGCAAACAAGAAGCACUAACAAGCCAGUGGCCACUGGAGAGUAAGUUGAAUGCAGCAAGAACUCUAAAUGGGGUACCAGAGAGAGAACAGAAUGGCUUCCUUAAAGCCCCAUCAAACCUAUUUGUGGAAGGUUCUUCCAAAGGAGUAUCUCUGCAGAAUGGAGUAAAGCUGGAUUCUGAAAACAAUAUCCAGCUCGUAUCACAUGAGUCUAUUACAAUUAACCCACCACCACAAAGUAUCAAGCCAGGAAGAGGAAGGAGGUCUGUCAAGAUUGCACCAAAAGACUUGUUCAGCUCAGACACCUUUGAGCCGACUACAGAGAAAUUUAGCUUUCCCUCAGUGGCACAAAUAGGAGCUGUGCCAACUAGUCCAGUGAACCUCUUCAAAACACCUUCAGUGGCUGGUUUAGGUGGCUUGCCAGUAACUUCACGAUGGAUUGCACCUUCCUUCACUCAGGCUGCACCAGUCUUUCCUGGGUCUAUGAAGUCUGCUCAGCCUACAGGAGUUACUCAGCCGCUUGCCUUUGGCACUCAAGCAGAGCCAAGCUGGAGCCAGCCUGCAUCUUCUGGUCCAGCAGUACCUCAGCUGUCCAGUCUCUGGACACAGUCAGUGCAAGUUACAUCUAGUUCAUGGGAGCAGCCAUCCAGUGCUGCAAACCCUUUCCAGAGUAGCAUGUUCCCAUCUUCAACACUACCUACUCAGAUGUCAUCUGUACUGCCCUCCACGUCGUCAACAGUUAGCCUACCUCAGCCACCACCUAGAACUGCACCUCAGAAGGAGUUAUCCAAGAAAGAGAGUGAUGUUUUUAUUCAUCUGGAUCCACUUGGUGAUAAAGAGACAAAGGAUGUCAUGGAAAUAUUCAAAGACCUCCAGCUGACAAAGCUGCCUGCAGUACCAGCAAGGAGAGGAGAGCAGCAAAGCCUUUCAGGUGCUUCUGGAGCUUUCAGCAAUUAUUUUUGUAGUAAGCUAGGUAUUUCUCAAGAUAGUACAGAUCAUGGUGACAUGGAAGCUAGGAGGCUGUCUGCCAAAAUGACUGAACUGCCAAUGCCUGUUCCCCGAUCCAGUGUGCUGCCAGGUCAUGGUCAGCUUGAAGGUCAAGCUAAAAUAAAGCCUGACAGUGCCUUCUCCAAAUCAUCUUCUGGACCUUUUGAUGAUCCUUUUGGCCACCCAUUUGUAUAGGUCAGGCAUAACCAGCAAAGGACGAAUGGAUUAACUGGACCUCUUCUCAACGUGAUUUUUCUUCAUGUUUCACUCUCCUGUCUGCCACUCCUGCUGCUGUUCCAUGAUGAUAAUCUAAAACAUGUCCAAGUAGACUGAAACACAAACCCUUGGAGAACAUGCUGUGAAGAUGAUAAUUCAGGGCAAAGAAAAUGGACAGUUGGACUCAGACUCAUGCUGGAGACCCAAAUUCAAAUUGGUGGAUGUUAACUUUACUUUAGUUCUUUGCAGGCUUCCACAGAAGUUUUGUCAUGUGUCUUACAAGCACCAAGUCAUGUGUCUUGUUCACACAGUCCUCACAAUUCUGUAGCACUUACUGUCCUAAAAUACAGGAACUGAAUGUACCUGGGGAGGAAGUGUUUCUGUCACAUAGGGGAACUGAACUAGUAGUAAAAGCUCCACAGCUUAAACAACUUGGUCAGUUGCCUGUUAUCACAACAGCAGCCAGUUGUGAAGUUAAGUGGACACUACUCAGUUCUAAGUAGUGACUGGACCUAUGACUUGGUCUGUGAGCCACAAAGACAAAUUCUGUGAGAGUGGGGGAAAAAAACCACCUGAUACCUGUCUAUUUAACUAAUAGUAAAGUAUCAUUCUGCCAUAAAUGUGUAAUAAGGGACUAACUGUGGGGUCUAUAACAGAACUGCUGGAGUCCUGAGUACUAAAGCUUACACUGUACUGUCAGAUAAGCUGAAACACUUCUUGCAGAACAUUGGGGUAGUAAUGGACAAGUAACUGUUGUCUCGGUGUUAAUAUGAUUUUUUCAGAGAGGGAAAUCUGCUAGCAUCGCUUUUCUAUUAUGGUGGCUUGGCAGACAAAUGGAACAAGCAGAUAGGCUUCUUGCAUAUACUUCAGUGAAUGUCCCUGAUGUUUCCUGGUUUGAGUUGUCAUAUGGUGUAGGUGUGGCAUAUUUCCAGUAUGUUAGAAAGCAAAAAGACAAUCAUGGCUUCACUCUCUGCCUAGAUUCCUUGUGAACAAAUGUACCACCUCUGUGCCGUUAAUGUGAGGUAGUCCUCCAUCUCUUGAAAACAAUGCCUUUCUAAAGAACCUCUUUACAAACAGAUCUUUAACUGACUGUAACACUUACGUUCUUGGCCAGUGAUGGUGGCUAAUGUGUCAGAGGUCUUUCUGUUAAUGCUAAGUAUAAACUUGAAACAGUAAAAUCAAAAGCCUAAGCAGCUGCUGAACUGGAGAGCUAAGAAAGUCAACUUGGAUACAGCCUUAGUAAAAAUUCACCCAGUCAUGCAAUUAGUCUUGUAUAUAAACCUCUCUUGCACUUUCUGUAAGGCAAAAGAAGCCAUGAAUUUAUGUGUUGCAAACUGGAAAUGCAGAAACUUAUGGACAUUACACUGUUAUAUAAAACUGUAGUAUCUCAAGUGGUGUUAACUAAUGACACUAAAUAAAAGCAACUUUUCAUGGCAAGCAAA